AUGUCUCUAAGAUUUGGAAGAAUGUUUAAAUCAAAGCAGCUGGAAAGAGAAAAGCAAAAAGAAUUGGAAAAGCAAUUGGAAAUGGAAAGAGAAAUAGCUGCUGCUGCUGAACAAGCUUCCAACUUCAACAUGACUCAAUCAAUUAUCACCAGCACUGUCUCCUCCAUAAUCAACGAAGACGCUUUUGAUUCCUUGCCUUUGCCUAACAUCCCUUCUUCAAGAUACCAAAACCACGUAAUAAGCAGCAGUUCAAGCAUCAGCAACAUGUCCCUCAACCACUACCACUCAAAGAACUCCUCAAUAAGCACAACCACAAUCAACACACUCAACAACAGCAAUAGCAACAACAGCAAUACCAGCAGCAGCAACAACAACAGCAACAACGGCAACGGCAACGGCAACAGCAACAGCAACAGCAAUAGCUUCAACAACCUCAAUAACCUUAGCAAUAACAAUCUUUCUGCUAACAAUGUCAAUAUCAAUAUCAAUACCAGCAAUUUCAAUACAAUAAUUAACAGCAACAAUAACUACUCGACUUCUCAAUUACAUCGAUCAUAUUCAAACGUAAUCCAUUCGUCGAGUCCCUCCCUAACUGAACUCGAUAGCUUUGGAGCAUCCAAUUCAUCCAAUAUGGAAAACACCCUAAGCACAGUCAGCGACUAUUCAAACAACCAACUAGUAGUUUUAAAACUAUCCCCAGCUGAAAUAUCCAUAUUGAGACAGAGUUGGAACGAAAACAUAUCUCCACCAUAUGAAAAGGUCGAUGGAAUUUUACAAUUGGUCGACGAAGACUCCAAGAUAAACUCCCUAUCUGAAGUAUUUAGUUCGAUUCAGUUUUGGAAUGAGAUUCAAAACAACGCCUUUUUAAUCAACCCAGAACUAAAUGGCUUUUUGCCCCCACCAUCUCACCAAGCAAUUUAUUUCACUGGUAUUCUCAGAAUGGCAGUCUUGAACUCUGAAGACUUGUCUGUGCUCGUUGAUUAUCUUGGUGGAAUAGGCAGAAGACAUGGAAUUAUCUUCGGAGCCGAACCCAAUUUCUUUCAGGAUUUGGGAGUGGCAAUAAUGAGAACAUUAAAUGAAAGAUUUGGAGAAGCUUUUAGCCCUGAGAUUGAACAUGUCUGGAUAUCUUUAUAUUGUUUUCUAGCCAACACAAUGAUUGAUGCUUGCAAUAUCGACACCAUUUUACCAGAAGAGGAAAACCAUGCUCCAGAACUCGAUGAUUCAGCCAUGAACUUUUUCUCGCAGUAUAGUGACAUUUUAAACAUUAAUCAAAGAAAAAGUGGAAACAAUAACUAUAACAAUAACCGAAAUUCUAUUGUAUCGAGAAGAGAGAGGAGUCUGACCAAAAUCAGAGACAAGGACAGAAGGUUGAAUAAAAAGUCAUCAUUUACCAACAGCUCGACGAAUAACUAUAGAAACAAUGUUAAUGGGUCUGUGCGACCUGAAUCUAAUUUAACAAAUGGUUUUUUUUGA
This is a messenger RNA of Ascoidea rubescens DSM 1968, 1473 nucleotides long. Its product is annotated as globin. The record is from RefSeq and is a predicted model, not a curated record. Gene Ontology annotation, biological process: cellular response to nitrosative stress; nitric oxide catabolic process. Gene Ontology annotation, molecular function: FAD binding; heme binding; oxygen binding. The coding region runs from base 1 to 1473 and encodes 490 amino acids. Gene Ontology annotation, cellular component: intracellular anatomical structure. The transcript has a single exon. NCBI's taxonomy places the organism in Eukaryota, Fungi, Ascomycota, Saccharomycetes, Ascoideales, Ascoideaceae.